This is a messenger RNA of Acanthocheilonema viteae, 336 nucleotides long. Lineage: Eukaryota; Metazoa; Nematoda; Chromadorea; Rhabditida; Onchocercidae. The record is from the annotation of a GenBank genome assembly.
AUGGAAGAUCCUAAGAAGGCGCAUAUAUCAGCCCUAUUAGAACAGAUUCCUGCUGAUACGUAUAAGAAGGAAGGGAAAAUGAAAGAUAUUGAGUGUCCAAUUUGUAUGGUAGAUUUUAUUGAUGGCGAUCCAAUUCGUUACUUGCCUUGUAUGCACUGUUAUCAUAAGAAUUGCGUGGAUGACUGGUUGAUGCGCUCUUUUAGCUGUCCAUCGUGUAUGGAGCCUGUUGACUCGGCCAUGCUUUCAUCAUUUGCUGCACAUACACUUCAAGGUUUAGAGGCAUUAGCUUGUUGUCCUGCUACAUCUGGUAUACAUCACAGUUUGCCGCCUUUAUAA